AUGAUGAAAGUCGAAUGUAAAGUGCGCGUACAAGAUGUUUCAAAACCAUUUAAAACCAACAGAGGACUGCGCCAGGGAGAUGCGCUAUCAUGCACGCUGUUCAACCUAGCGUUAGAAAAAGUUAUGAGAGAUUCGGGAAUAAACUUAAAAGGUACGAUAUAUACCCGUAGUAUACAAGUAAUGGCAUACGCUGAUGAUAUCAUCAUAAUUGGAAGAACCCAAAAUGAAGCAGUGGAGGCUUUCACACGUAUCAAAAAUGCCGCAGAAAACAUCGGACUUUUGAUUAACAUCCAGAAAACUAAAUAUAUGCCGGCCAUAUCAAGAAUUCAACAAAAUAACUUAGAGGUACAACACGAAACGAUAGAAAAGGUAGGAGAAUUCUGCUACUUAGGAUCACUGGUAGACUACAAAAAUAACACAUCCAAAGAGACAAAAAAAAAAGAAUAUGCGUGGCUACCGCUGGUAUUUUGGCUUGGGCCCUCAACUAAGAGCGAGAAGUAUGUCAAUAGAGAAUAG
Molecule: messenger RNA, 516 nt
Organism: Diabrotica balteata
Lineage: Eukaryota; Metazoa; Arthropoda; Insecta; Coleoptera; Chrysomelidae
Source: the annotation of a GenBank genome assembly